AUGGAGACGGCAGCGCCACCAACGCCAAUCACAACACCAACACCAGCAGAAGAAGGAACGACUCUGGCUAGCUCGGUGUUGGAACCACCUCGGCCGAUUGAGGAUGGAUUCCCUUUACACGAUGAAAUAACACUUGAGAGCCUCCGCAGUGUGUUGGAGGAUCUUCUCUCCUUUGAAAAUCUUCGCGGCCAUGCAUCUGCAAUGCAAAAUAAGGAUAAAAAUAACAAGAGUGAUGAUAGUCCCGAUUCACCAGCGGCCAUACUGGCAGCCAUGGAUGAUCGUCUCACAGUGUCAGCCUCAUAUUUAUUAAGUAUUCCUGCUGUACAUGCUCUUAUACCCUUUGGAGUAAAUGAUGUGAGGAGUACACGCAUGUUAGUAGCAUCAGGACAACGAUCACAAAAAGUAGAGACAAUCUCAACAGCGACGGAAACUCGAUUUGGUCCCUCACCACAUGCUUCCUCCCGUUCCCGCUGCACUUUGCACAUCCAGAGUGUUGAUAAGAAUGUAACUUUGAAAGAUGUUCAACAAGCGGUAGGACAGCAUGCUAUUUUUCAUUUUUACCGUGCCUCAUCAGAAUCUAUUUUCGUUACUUUUGAGAAUCCUCGCAGUGCGAAGUCGGCAUUUAUAGAGUUACAGGGAAAGUCACUUGGUGAAUGUCACUCUGUGCAAGUAAAGAUGCGUGUGGGAGGUGAAAAACAACCGCAUUCCACACAAGAGCGUCGUCACACACAUCCAGAUGCUUCUACACUUCAUUUGGGAAUGAGAGGCAAUCCUCGUCUUCAUUUAUCUGGUAUGGCUGCUAGUGCCCAUACGCCCAAUAACACUUCUACUUCUCUUGCUGCUGUCGGUGUUGGUGGUACUGGUAAGACUAUGGCUAGUGGUAGUAGUAAUGCUAUUAUGACUAGUGCAACUGGCACGACGAAUGCUGCUGCUGCUGCUGCUGCCGUUGUUGCCGCUGCGACGAAUACCGGCUGUGUUCCAACUGUCUCUCCUAUUGACACGUACAUUGAUCCCAUUCGCGCUGAUAGAACCCCACACUCACACAGUAAACCCAUGCGGUCAACACUACCAAGGAGUGGGAACACAUUUCAGUUCACUUCUCCACAAACACGUGGAAGUAUGUUGCCGCCUCCAAGAGGCGCAGUGCGGAAUCUUCGCAGUGGUGUACAAAAUGAAAUUCCCGCCGGACAAUUGAGUCGAGAGAUCUCUUUCAUGAUGCAAGAGUACAUGAUGAAUACCGCCGCUGCCGCUGCCCUCGCGGCCAACAAUCACCGCAAUGCCUGCCAGCGCCCACUCCCCACGCCCGCCGCACGGACUUCCUCCAGUCUCUACGGCGGCACUUCCGCGGCCGCUGGCGUGGGCCCGCCGUGCCCGGUGGGGGCCGACACGUUCAGUUUGGAAGAUGAGUUCAACACACCGUGCGGGGCCGCAGCGCAGGGAUUCUCUAGUCAUGUCCUUCUCCCAAUAGACGCUGCUAUGGGCGUAGACCACGGAACUCUGCGGCCCAACAACAAUUAUGAUAACAACCACAACAGCAACUCUCUUAACAUGUAUAAUGACAGUAAUGACAGUAGUCACAACUGCUGCCGCCGCCGAAUGCAACGUGAUCCAUACAAGGGGGGUAUUUAUGUUGAAAGUCCAAUGUACGAAGAAAACGACGCGAAUGCAGUUGUGCCACCGCCGUCACUUCUGCGGGAUCCGCCGCAUCGCAUUCGUUUUUGGGCAAACCGCCAUUUGAAGUUACGCAACGGCGAUGUCAGCGGCGGCGGCAGCAGUGCCAUUGCUUCACCCAACACCACCACACCACCACCACUACCAUCGCAAGAGAAACAACAACAACAACAACAGGAACGGGGAGAACCGCCACAAAAAGGGCGGGACAGAAAGAACAGUGAACCUAAUGAAGUUAAUAAUAAAAAUGAGGAUGGGAAUGUGUAUGGGGCCGCGCUAGAGUUUACGAUGUCUGGCAACGACGAUGAAUCACCACCGUCGCUGACGCCUAGCGGGGGGAGCAGUCAGUUAUCGGGCAGCGAGGAGAAUAGAGGCAACGGUGAGGGACGACAACAACAACAACAGAAAGAGAAAAAAGAGAGAGAUCAGGAUAAAGUAGGAUCAAUGACAUAUGCCGAUGUUAUUCGCACCUCACAUGUUGUGGGGGAUCACAUGUAG
Trypanosoma theileri is the source of this 2169-nucleotide messenger RNA. RefSeq lists its product as uncharacterized. Lineage: Eukaryota; Euglenozoa; Kinetoplastea; Trypanosomatida; Trypanosomatidae. Bases 1 to 2169 code for a protein of 722 amino acids. The transcript has a single exon. Gene Ontology annotation, molecular function: nucleic acid binding. The record is from RefSeq and is a predicted model, not a curated record.